AUGCGCGAUUUCCAUUUCUCUAUUGAUCGGGGUGGGACUUUCACGGAUGUCUUUGCCGAGGUAUGCCGAAUGCCAUGCUGGGUUCUUAAGCUUCUUUCAGUGGAUCCUGCUAACUACCCAGAUGCUCCUCGCGAGGGCAUCCGACGGGUAUUGGAGGAGGUGACAGGUGCGCGAAUGCGAAUUCCCCACCCACGACACGCGCCGCUGGACACCUCCCGCAUCGCCUCUAUCCGCAUGGGAACCACCGUCGCCACCAAUGCGCUGCUGGAGCGGAAGGGGGAGAGGGCGGCGCUGGCGGUGACGGCUGGAUUCCCGGACUUGUUGCACAUUGCGAACCAGUCUCGUCCAAAUAUCUUUGAUUUAGAGAUUCGUACUCCGGAGAAGCUGUACGAGGAGGUUGUUGAAGUGGACGAGCAAUUGGAGUGUGCACCCGGCGGCAAUGAGGGGGAAGGGCAGGGGGGAGGGGGAGGGGGAAGGGGAAGGGGAGGGAGAGCUUCGGUGUUUGUGUGUGUCUAUGUGCGUGUAUGUGGCGGGUUCAGGGCGAGAGCAUAUGCGGUCUUGUCCCGGGGCAUUCGCAGCCUGGCUGUGGUCCUCAAGCACGCCGCCAUCUUCCCGGCGCAUGAGCAGCAAGUCGGUUCGCUGGCGCGGGAGAUGGGCUUCACACAGGUGUCUCUGAGUCACGAGGUGAUGCCCAUGGUGAAGAUGGUGCCCAGAGGCUUCACUGCCGCGGCGGACGCCUACCUGACGCCGCACAUCAAGAAAUACAUCUCGGACUUCGCGGGGGGCUUUGAUGCGGGGUUGAAGGACGUGCAGGUGCUGUUCAUGCAAUCUGACGGGGGCCUAUCACCCGUGGAUCGCUUUUCCGGUCACAAGGCUAUUCUGUCCGGGCCCGCGGGCGGCUACGUGGGCUACGCCCUCACCACCCGCUGGCCCGGUAUGGACCCCACCAGACUGCAGGCCAUCGGGUUCGACAUGGGCGGCACAUCCACGGAUGUCAGUCGGUACGCGGGCAGCUACGAGCACGUGUUUGAGACCACCACGGCGGGGGUGACGAUACAGGCGCCUCAGCUGGACAUCAACACGGUGGCGGCGGGGGGGGGCUCCCGACUGGUGUUCCGGAACGGGCUGUUCGCGGUGGGCCCGGAGUCCGUGGGGGCGCACCCGGGGCCCGUGUGUUACAAGAAGGGAGGGCAGCUCGCCAUCACGGAUGCGAAUCUGCAACUCGGCAGGAUUCUGCCGGACUUUUUUCCCAAGAUUUUCGGCCCCCAUGAGAAUGAGCCGCUGGAUGCGGAGGGCACGGCCGCCGCCUUCCGAGCCGUCACCGCCCAAGUGAACGAGUUCGAGGAAAACACAGGUACGUGCGUGUGCGCCUCCUCCCGAAGUUCCUUAGACGAGGUGGCCAUGGGUUUCAUCCGGGUGGCCAAUGAGGCCAUGUGUCGGCCCAUCCGGGCGCUGACGCAGAUGCGCGGGUACGACGCGGCGGCGCACGUGUUGGCGUGUUUCGGAGGCGCGGGUGGUCAGCACGCGUGUGCCAUUGCCAGAGCACUGGGUAUGUCCACCAUCUUCGUACAUCGCUAUGCAGGUGUCCUCAGUGCUGUGGGUAUUCACCUGGCAGAUGUGGUGGCGGAGGUGCAGGAGCCCGCCGCCGCCAGCCUGGGGCCCGGGGACUUCAAGAUUCUACGUCUGGUACACUCUUUUGCCCUGGCAGCAGCAGCUUCACUCGUUCACUCGUGGUUCGGCUUCACUCGAGACCAGAUCACCACCGAACGCUACCUCAAUCUCAGGUACCACGGAACCGACGUCGCAGUGAUGACGGCGGAGCCGCCCGCCGCCGCCGCCGCCGCCGCCGGGGAGGAGGACGCAGCCGACGGCGCCCAGCAGCGCGGCCCAGCGCCGUACGCCGCCGCCUUCGCCGCCGCCUACCGCCGGGAGUUCGGGUUCGUACUGGAUCGAGAUGUGUGGGUGGAUGACGUACGAGUACGAGCGAUUGGACGAGCACGGCCGCUGCCGGACGACGCGGUGUCGGCGGUGGAGGAGCCAGGUCCUUUGCCGCCUCCCGCCACCACCACCUCCGCCUUCUUCGAGCCGGCCGGCCGCCAGCCUACCCCCGUCUACACGCUGGAGUCCCUCCAGCCUGGACAUGCCGUACACGGCCCCGCGCUGCUCAUUGACGCCAUCUCCACCAUCGUUGUCGAGCCCGGCUGGCGAGCCGUCGUAACGCCAGGGGGGCAUAACGUCAGAAUUGAGGCAGUGACGGCGGCGGUGGAGUCGCCACCGGCGACGGCGACGGCGGCGGCUGCUGUGGAGUGCGACCCCGUUCGCUUGGCCAUCUUCAGUCACCGCUUUAUGGGUAUCGCGGAGCAGAUGGGCCGCACCCUGCAGCGCACCAGCGUGUCGGUCAACAUCAAGGAGAGGUUGGACUUCAGUUGUGCGCUGUUUGGGCCCGAUGGCAGCCUGGUGGCGAAUGCGCCCCACCUGCCCGUACACCUGGGGGCCAUGUCGGAGGCAGUGCGGUUCCAGGUGUCAGAGGAGGGGCUGCAAGAGGGAGAUGUGCUGCUAUCUAACCACCCCCAACUGGCGGGGGGUAGCCACCUACCGGAUAUAACGGUCAUAACGCCCGUGUUCAGCGCUGUAGCUGAGGAAGACGAGGAGGGAGGAGGUGGAGGUGGAGGAGGUCCGCGGCGGAUUGUGUUUUUCGUGGCGUCUAGGGGCCACCAUGCCGACAUUGGCGGCAUCUCCCCGGGGAGUAUGCCGCCCACCAGCAAGCUGCUUGUGGAGGAGGGAGCGGCGGUGGUGAGCUUCAAGAUUGUACGGAAAGGCGUGUUCCAGGAGGAGGGCAUCACGGAGUUGCUUCUAGCCCCGGGGAAACUAGCGGAACAGAUCCCCCGCAUCAGCGGCACUCGCAAUCUGUCGGAUAAUCUCUCCGACCUCAAAGCGCAGGUGGCGGCCAACACCCGGGGAAUCCAGUUGGUGUGUGAGCUCAUCAAGGAGUACGGCAUGGGGGUGGUGUCGGCCUUCAUGGGGCACAUACAGAGGAACGCGGAGCUGUCCGUACGGGAUAUGCUCCGGCGCUUCAGUGAGAGACAGGUGAUGACGGCAGGGGGGGGUCUUCCCGAAGUGGGCACCGUACACGCACGCGACAUCAUGGAUGACGGCAGCCCCAUCGCGCUGUCUGUCACCAUAGACCGGAGGGACGGCUCCGCAGUGUUCGAUUUCGAGGGCACUGGUCCCGAGGUGUAUGCCAAUCACAACGCCCCGCCCGCCGUCACCUUUUCGGCCAUCAUCUACUCGCUGAGGUGCAUGGUGCAAAGCGAUAUACCCCUAAAUCAGGGCUGUCUGGCGCCCAUCACGGUGCGCAUACCCCCGGGCAGCAUCCUAAACCCCUCCGACACGGCCGCGGUGGUGGGGGGGAAUGUGCUGACCAGUCAACGAGUGACGGAUGUAGUGCUCAAGGCCUUUGAGGCGGCUGCGGCAUCUCAGGGCUGCAUGAACAACUUCACGUUCGGAGACGAGCAGAUGGGCUACUACGAGACCAUCGCCGGGGGGGCGGGGGCGGGUCCGGGCUGGGCGGGCCGCAGCGGGGUGCAUACACACAUGACCAACACACGGAUCACUGACCCGGAGAUCCUGGAGCGGCGGUACCCCGUGGUGCUGCACGCCUUCCGACUGCGGCCUGGCUCUGGGGGCCGGGGCUGCUGGCGGGGGGGUGACGGAGUGAUUCGGCAGGUGGGGCCCCGGGGGCCGAUGUCGGCCGGCAUCCUAUCCGAGCGGCGAGCUGUACGACCAUUCGGGUUGCUGGGCGGCCAACCCGGAGAUCCCGGACUCAAUCUGCUACUGCGCCGCGACGGCCGAAUCGUCAACCUAGGCGCUAAGGCCACGGUGUACCUGGAGGCGGGAGACCAGCUGCGCAUCGUGACGCCGGGCGGCGGGGGCUACGGGCCGCCC
This is a messenger RNA of Volvox carteri f. nagariensis, 3945 nucleotides long. RefSeq lists its product as uncharacterized. Gene Ontology annotation, molecular function: 5-oxoprolinase (ATP-hydrolyzing) activity. Gene Ontology annotation, cellular component: cytosol. The annotation marks the transcript as partial. The record is from RefSeq and is a predicted model, not a curated record. The transcript has 27 exons. Lineage: Eukaryota; Viridiplantae; Chlorophyta; Chlorophyceae; Chlamydomonadales; Volvocaceae. Gene Ontology annotation, biological process: glutathione metabolic process.